This is a messenger RNA of Protopterus annectens (West African lungfish), 4453 nucleotides long. RefSeq names its product hepatocyte growth factor-regulated tyrosine kinase substrate (gene HGS). The transcript is spliced from 21 exons. Bases 1 to 2310 code for a protein of 769 amino acids. Lineage: Eukaryota; Metazoa; Chordata; Ceratodontiformes; Protopteridae. The record is from RefSeq and is a predicted model, not a curated record. Gene Ontology annotation, molecular function: phosphatidylinositol binding; ubiquitin binding; metal ion binding.
AUGCCAGACCAGAGUUGUAUAAUUUUACACUUUUUUUUUGCUUUAGAUAAAGCAACAAGCCAGCUUCUGCUUGAAACCGAUUGGGAGUCCAUCCUUCAGAUCUGUGACCUGAUCCGCCAGGGUGAUGCACAAGCUAAAUAUGCUGUGAGUGCCAUCAAAAAGAAAGUGAAUGAUAAAAACCCACAUGUAGCAUUAUAUGCUUUGGAGGUUCUGGAGUCAGUUGUGAAGAAUUGUGGUCAGACUGUGCAUGAUGAAGUGGCCAACAAACAAACAAUGGAGGAGCUAAAAGACUUGCAUAAACAGCAGGCUGAACCGAAUGUUCGGAACAAGAUUUUAUAUCUCAUUCAGGCCUGGGCGCAUGCCUUCCGCAACGAACCCAAGUAUAAAGUAGUCCAAGACACUUACCAAAUCCUAAAAGUGGAAGGUCAUGUGUUCCCAGAAUUCAAAGAGAGUGAUGCUAUGUUUUCAGCUGAAAGGGCCCCUGAUUGGGUGGAUGCUGAGGAGUGUCAUAGGUGUCGGGUUCAGUUUGGAGUUGUGACUCGAAAGCAUCACUGCAGAGCAUGUGGCCAGAUCUUCUGCCAGAAGUGUUCUUCUAAGUAUUCAACUAUCCCUAAGUUUGGAAUCGAGAAGGAAGUGCGCGUCUGUGAACCUUGUUACGAACAGCUGAACAAAAAAACUGAUGGGAAGUCCACAUCUAGCACUGAACUUCCACCGGAAUACUUGACCAGUCCACUUUCCCAACAGUCUCAGCUGCCGCCAAAGAGAGAUGAGGCUGCUCUGCAGGAAGAGGAGGAGUUGCAGCUGGCCAUUGCCCUGUCCCAGUCUGAAGCUGAGGAGAAGGAAAGAGCUAGGCAGAAGGGGACAUAUGCAGUGUAUCCUAAAGCAGACCCUGUCCCAGUGACUUCAUCAGCUCCUCCAGUCAGUACGCUUUAUUCUUCGCCCAUGAACUCCUCAGCUCCAGCUGCAGAGGAAGUAGAUCCAGAGCUUGCUCGAUACCUGAACCGUAAUUACUGGGAAAAGAAGCAGGAAGAGGUGCGAAAAAGUCCCACACCGUCUGCUCCAGUCCCCGUAGCAGAGACUGUGCUCCAACCUGUGGAACAGCCUCAACUCCCACCAAUCUGUAUUGCUGAGCAGCAGUACCAGAAUGGGGAACCUGAAGAGAACCAUGAACAGUUCCUAAAGAUGUUGCAGAAUGCAGUGACCACCUUUGUUAAUCGCAUGAAGAGUAACCAUAUGCGAGGUCGUAGCAUCACAAAUGACUCUGCUGUACUUUCCCUUUUCCAGUCCAUCAAUAAUAUGCAUCCUCAGCUCCUUGAACUACUGAACCAAUUGGAUGAGAAAAGACUUUACUAUGAAAGCUUACAGGACAAGCUUGCCCAGAUUCGAGAUGCUCGAGGUGCAUUAAAUGCUCUCCGUGAAGAACACCGGGAAAAAUUGCGACGUGCUGCUGAAGAGGCAGAACGCCAGCGGCAAAUACAGCUUGCUCAGAAAUUGGAGAUCAUGAGGCAGAAGAAACAGGAAUACUUGGAGAUGCAGAGACAGUUGGCAAUUCAGCGUUUGCAAGAGCAGGAAAAGGAACGGCAGCUGCGGCUUGAGCAACAAAAGCAGACCAUUCAGAUGAGAGCACAGAUGCCAGCAUUUUCACUUCCUUAUGCUCAGCUGCAGUCUAUGCCAACAACUACUGGAGUGAUGUAUCAGCCUUCUGGUCCAGGCACGUACCCUACCACCUUCAGUCCUGCUGGUUCUGUGGAAGGUUCCCCUAUGCAUGCUGUAUAUAUGAAUCAACCCGGUCAGACAGGAACUGGUCCGUAUCCCUCCAUGCCUGUCACUGGAACAGAUCCCAGCAUGGUGAGUGCAUACAUGUAUCCACCAGGUACCACAACUGGGCAGCCAUCACAGCAAGGCCAAGCUGUUUCAACAGCAAAUCCAGCCUAUUCUAGUUACCAGCCAACUCCAACACAAGGUUAUCAGAAUGUUCCAGCCCAAACCCAGAGUCUACCCCCAAUAUCCCAGCCUCAGAACAACACAGUGGGCUACAUAGGAUCCCAGUCUGUCCCAAUGGGCUAUCAGCCCUACAACAUGCAGACUCUCAUGGCAACACUACCUGGACAGGAUCCAAACAUAAGCAACCUGCCACCUCAACAGGCUUACCUACCGGGACAGCAACCCAUGUAUCAGCAGAUGGCACCUCCUGGUGGCCCUGCACAACAGCAGCCACCACCGCCACCACCACCACAACAGCAGCAGCAACAGCCACAGAUUCCACAGUCCCAGGGCAGCGGAGAGGCUCAGCUCAUCUCAUUUGACUAAUGCAGCUGCUGGAUGCACACUGCUACAAAGGCAGCUUGAUUAAAACACUAUUAUGUCUCCAUUUCUUCAUCCUCAGUAUCACUAAUUCUGAACUUCUCCUCUCCUUUUCUCCAGACUCUUCAUAUUGUAAUUAAGUGCAGAUACUGUUUCACCACAGGCAUGGUAUCUUUUGUAACUUUAAAUGUUUUGUAAUUUGUUCUAGAGUUGCACUCAAACCAGAAAACAGAGUGGUCAUGUUCAUGCAUUGCAAAUGUUUGAGGACUGAUGAAUUGCCUGUGAUUGGAAUUGGUACCCCCCCCCCCAAAAAAAAAAAAUCAAGAAAGAAAGAAAAGGUUUGCCAUUUGCUAAUGACCUGGUAAUCUUUUAUUUCCAAGUCUUUGCUUCAUAGUCCAUGUUGCAGUUUAUGAUGUCUGGCAUUAACACAAUUUUUGAAAUAUUGCUUAGAAAUACCAGCUGUAUGUCAUAAUAACAUAUAACUGGUAUCCACAAAUGAAGUACCCAGAAAGAGAUUACAAAACUGGGCUACCUAUGAUGAGACCAGCAAUUUUCACAUGGUAUUCCAGCCUUUCUCUUUGCGUGCAGGUAGGGGUUGACAGGAAAGAGCUGGUGUAAAGAAUGUUUCUAUAAGUCUUAGAAGUUCUUAAAUCUUUCAUCUGAACUGUCAGCCUGUUGAGCAUUCUGUAAUUAUACUGGCAUGGAGUUUUGAGGAAAGGACUGCCAAAGCUGAGUGCUGCCACUCUGCCACAGCUUGGGAGUUUUGCUAGUAGUUAUUCUGUAUUGCACAUGUAAGUUGCCAUUAAGCUUUGUUUCUACAUAUCACCCACCCAUGUCUGCUGAGCAACUGCCCCCCCAACCCCCCCACUUUUGUUUCCCCAUCCAGUGUCUGUUGCAACCUAUAUCUCCUGUAUCCAUUAGAGAAUAUUAUACCAGUAACUGUACAUUGUGGUGACUAGUUUCUGUGGCAGGAGUCAGUUAUAUACAGUUAGCAAGAGGGGAUGGUGAUUUCUCCUCUUUCAGGGCUCUCACAGCAGAAUGGCAUGUGUGGAAAUUCUAGAGUGAUAUUGGCUUGACCCACAACUGAAUUAAGUACAUUGUUGUGUAUUCACUGCUUGGAGGUUGUGCACAUCUUUGCCUGUACUAAUAAAUUCUGCAUUGCUCUCCUGCACAAGAUGCCUGUCCUGUAGCAGCACUAGCUGCCUUCUUCCUCCACAGUGAAGCCAGCUUCAUACCUUCAUUCCCACUCUCUCUGGCUAGCUCCUUCAGUGCCUAAAGGACUAAUCAGUCCUAGGUCAUUUAGGUCUUAGUCAAGACUUUAUUAUUGUGCAGUAUAGAACUGCAUGUAUUUCAUUUCCCUGUCCAAAACUGUUGGCUGUGUUGGCCCAGAAUACUUUCAGCACCCCAAUCCAUAUACCUUCUAAUGCAUUCUAUAGUAAUGGUACACCAAGCUAUAUCUGAGCUGUUGAUGAAGGCAGUAUUGUUGAUUUUGAAGAACAGACUGGAAAAUGCUAACCGCUUCUGUGCAUUUCCUUGAGGCACCCAGCAGAAAUGCAGGAUGGGAAAAGGUUGUUUUACUUCUUGAUUUAGGGAAGCAGUUGGCAGCCUAAGUUGCUGCAUUCCCGAGAUCGGUAUCAUUUUACAUCAGUUGAAGAAGUGGGAACUACUGACAUAAUAAGUUCAGGGGACGAACUGGAACCAAAAGUCAUCGCUUGUGUAUCGUAUUGGCAUUGGAAUGGAUCAAAAAGGACUGUACUGCUUAAUUUUGUGCUAGCAAUAUAACGUAGCAGUGGUAUGUGUUAAAUAUUAUCCUGUUCAUUGGUAUUACAUAAACAUGUCUUCUGCUAUUACAACAAUCUGUCGCCUGUUGCAAAUCUUAUAGUAUUGUUCACCAAACUCUAAAACAGUUGGCAGUUUUAGUUCAGCAGAACUAUAUAAAUGCACCUGAAUUUGUAGAUAACUGAAAUGGUUGCAGAUGCAUCAUGAGAUGUACUUCCAGAUUAAAUGCCACACUCAUGUCAUUGCAGAGUGUAACACUUUGCUUUUAUUGUUUUUGUUCUUUCUGUAUCUUGUUACUUACUGAUUAAGUUGUGUAUUUUCUUUGAUCCUUGAAAUCUGUAUUUAAUAAACCCACUUUUCUCUCACUUGA